Carlito syrichta (Philippine tarsier) is the source of this 932-nucleotide messenger RNA. RefSeq lists its product as uncharacterized. NCBI's taxonomy places the organism in Eukaryota, Metazoa, Chordata, Mammalia, Primates, Tarsiidae. Bases 154 to 489 code for a protein of 111 amino acids. The transcript has a single exon. The record is from RefSeq and is a predicted model, not a curated record.
AGAGAAGUGAUUGGCUGUUUCUUGUUGCAGGUCCAGGGGGUCCAGGCGGUCCUGGGGGACCCAUGGGUCGCAUGGGAGGCCGUGGAGGAGACAGAGGAGGUUUCCCUCCAAGAGGGCCCCGGGGCUCCCGAGGAAACCCUUCUGGAGGCGGCAAUGUCCAACACCGGGCUGGAGACUGGCAGUGUCCCAAUCCGGGUUGUGGAAACCAGAACUUCGCCUGGAGAACAGAAUGCAACCAGUGUAAGGCCCCGAAGCCUGAAGGCUUCCUCCCGCCGCCCUUCCCACCCCCGGGUGGUGAUCGUGGCAGAGGUGGGCCUGGCGGCAUGCGGGGAGGAAGAGGUGGCCUCAUGGACCGCGGAGGUCCCGGUGGAAUGUUCAGAGGUGGCCGUGGUGGAGACAGAGGUGGCUUCCGAGGCGGCCGGGGCAUGGACCGAGGUGGCUUCGGUGGAGGAAGACGAGGUGGCCCUGGGGGACCCCCUGGACCUUUGAUGGAACAAAUGGGAGGAAGAAGAGGUGGACGCGGAGGACCUGGGAAAAUGGAUAAAGGCGAGCACCGUCAGGAGCGCAGAGACCGGCCCUACUAGACGCAGAGACCCACAGAGCUGCAUUGACUACCAGAUUUAUUUUUUAAACCAGAAAAUGUUUUAAAUUUAUAAUUCCAUAUUUAUAAUGUUGGCCACAACAUUAUGAUUAUUCCUUGUCUGUACUUUAGUAUUUUUCACCAUUUGUGAAGAAACAUUAAAACAAGUUAAAUGGUAGUGUGCUGAGUUUUUUUUUCCUUCUUUUAAAGAUGGUUGUUUAACUAAGACUUAACAAUGGGAACCCCUUGUGAGCAUGCUCAGUAUCAUUGUGGAGAACCAAGAGGGCCUCUAACUGUAACAAUGUUUAUGGUUGUGAUGUUUUUUUUUUUUAAAUAAAAUUCCAAAUGUUUA